AUGGCAAUGCACUAUGAAACCAUACAAGAAAAGUUUGGUCAGUGUCCUUCACCAAUUGCCCUUGGACCAAAUGACACUGGCAAAACAACAGCAGCCAAGGCUUUUUUAUCACUUGUUGGAAAUCAGGAGAAAGGUCUUGCAAGACAGCUGCAGAGGCAAGUUUGAAAUGUGCAUCGUCGACCAUCCCAUAUGUGUUUGAUGAUCCAGAUAACCUAGAUGACGUCAGGGUAUUAAUCAAUAAUACCUUCAAUGGACAAGUGCGAGCAACUGUGAAGUCAACACAUGUCCCAAAAACUACAUGUCUUUAUACACUCAAUGAAGAUAAGUUACCAAGGCUGUUAACCAACACCAGGUAACAUUUGUUUUUAGCCUACUAGUAUUGUCGUAAUUGAAUUGGCCUUUCUAAAUGAUUAAUUUGCAGCAAACAAUGUACUGAUUUCCAUAUGAAUUAAUAAUGUAAUGGUUGCAUAGUUUGUGGUUAUAACAAAUAAUUUUGCUUUGUUUGUUUGUUUGUUUGUUUGUGUUUGACAGUUUGGGUUUAGUGACAUUUACAGCACAUUUGCAAUUGAGUAUAAGGAUAAAAGUGAUAAUCAUGGCGUGACAGCGUAAUCGGGCAUAAAUUGAGCGAGACAUGAGCGAUAAUGAGCGUGACGAUACACAGCGAUACACGGCGUGUCUCAAACAUGACAUUUUCCAGCGAGACAUUGGGCGAGACAUGAAAUGAAACACUUAAUUUUGCCAUUGCAUAUUUAUGACAAAUAUGAAAAUCGGAUUUUAAUUUCGGCCUUGAAUAUUUUGUACUUGUAGGCCUUUCUAUUCCAGCACAUUUCUGUCACUGUAAAACGUAUAAACAUCUAAAGUUUUUCAUACCUAUAAAAAUAUUGUUCGCAAUGCAUGGUUUUGAAAGCGUAAUAAUUACAUUUAAAGUAAAUGAUGUAAUGCGGUAUCACGCACAGAACUCGAUCUGUACAGAACAGGUAAACGUUGAGAUUAAUUACUUACAUUUAGAAGAAACUUGAAGACUGUCUCCAAUGCAUAUACUGCCAACGCCUUGAAUAUCAAAGUCGCACAGAAAUUUUGCGAGGGACACUAUUGAUUUGACUUUAACGUCGCCUGGCUGAAGAAUUACCGAGAAUGCAGCGCGAUAUAUAACGAUGAUCAUUGUUGAAAAUCCGCAACUUUUCCCUUGUUCGACCGACCGUGUAUGGUUCGCUGCUUGGAAGCGAUGCGUGUGUACAGCAAAAUAAAUUUUAACCAACUCAAAUUGCGCGCCUUAAUGUCAUCCGAGACAAAACAAAUUAAAUUUUUAACGUAACGCUCUUGUCGUGCUCAGUUUCUUUCAAUUUUCGCCGGAUAUGAUAAUAAUCUCACAAUUUCAUGGCACGCAAAGGAAUUUCUGUUGCUUGUCUCGCUCUGCCUUGCUAUAUUAUUGUCCAUGUUUUGCUGUAAAAGCAGCGUGACAAUUGUCUCGUUUGAGCGAGACAAUUUGUCUUGCGAUGUCACGCUCAUUCAGGCCAAAUUCUCGGCCAUAAACAAGCGAUACAAAUGUCUCGUUCGUAACAGGCAGCGAGACAAAACCAAUGUCUGGUUGCGUCUCGCUCAAUUACCGCUGCUUUAAUUAGUUAAUGGCCAGAUUCUGGCCAGAAUCUCGCUCAGUCAGGCUGUAAAUUUUUGUACGGGAAUUAUCUGCAAAUUCUAAUUGUGCCAACACUUAAAUCCAAUGAUUAUAGUUUCAAAAAUGCCACCGUCUUGACUGAAUCUGCAUGCUUGACUAAAUGUACUGACCAUACUGUACAUAAUUCACUCAGUACUGCAUUUACUGACCCAUGCAUUUGCACUAGCAAUUUUUGCUGCAAUUUUCUUCUGAUGGAUAUAAACGAGUGGAACAGUAUAUAACUCAUGAACUCGUUCACAUCCAUCAAACUGGCAAAGAAAAUCGCAUCAGAAAUUGCAAGUUUAAAUGGGCCUUAGAGUAAUACAUGAACAGAUUUAUAUUUUAGUUAAAAAAAUUAACUUUCUUUAUUCUGAUAUAUUCUUGUUUUCAUGUAGAGAGAAAGGAAGGGUGGUUCUAUUACCUUUCCCUGCUGUAACAACGCCAACUGGGAUAUCUCAACAACUUACCUACAUGAAAAAUCUUGACAAAGCAAAAAAGAAGGCAAGCAGAGCCAUAGGCUUGCUGAUAUCACUUGGCAAAGAAUUGGAAACUGAUGAAAAUUUUAUCAGUGAUGAAUGUAUUCCCAUUGUUUUGGAAUGCUUUGGUGAAGAUGUUGGACCUAGAGUUUUGAGAAAUUAUAUUAUUUUAAUGUUCUUCAUCCGAAAGGUCAGUCAUAAACCAAAUUUAUACCUUAAAUUUACAGUACCUUAAUUACACAAAUACAAUUAUAAUAAUUUAUUAUAAUAUAAUUAAUCCUUUAAGUGGCAUUAUGCGCUCUACUUUAGUAUUUUACUCUGUCCAACGCCAGACGAUUUUACUGAAGAGUGGUGUCGCAGUUCUGUCAACUAUGUAAAUCAUGCCACAAUCAGAAAUUACCACCGAUCAAAGAUUGUUCAAUUUCACAAUUGGCUGGACAACCUAAUCAGUGUUGAUUUUUGUAUUGUUUGUUAUUCCAGACAUUGCACUCUCACACUGCCCUCUUCAUGAUUGGCCAUGCCAAUUUAGGCUUGAUUCUUGCCAUGGUUGCAUGGCUAUAUGCUACAACAGCCAGGGAAUGUGGCUCACUGUCUGAUUUCAGUGGCUUAUUAACCAUUGAGUGGCAGCACUCUCCACCUGAUGAAUGAAAUUGUCUGGCGUUAUAAUACAGAGUAAAAUUAUAAAGUUGGGUGCAUCGGGGUGCAUUGCAAUUUAAAGGGUUAACUGACUGAACUCCAAUUGUAUUUUUAAUUUAUUUAUCCUAACAUUGUUUCUCAUAUAAAUAUUCAAGCUGAUGAAUCUUUAUCCUGACAAUUGCCCAUCAAUGGAUGAGUUACAAGAUUACUUUAAGAAUGAAGUCGCCGAGAUGUGCCUUAAAUUCCAAAUACCCUCAGCAGUUGUGAUGUAAUCUCCAGACAGCACUCCUCAUUAUAUAGGAGUGAUUAAUAGUCUGAUAGAAGAAAUGGUUGUGAAGUUAGCUGAUGAAACACCUAGUCAGGUAUAUUUAUACAUACACAGCAUUUAUUUAUGCUGUUUGAUUUCAUAUAACGUAAACUUGAGGCGACUGCAGCCGAGAGUUGUUUUUUUUUUAUUUAAUUAAGCUAAUUUAAAGCACAGACUGAGAGUGUUUUAAAGGGUUACGGUUCACUAGUCCGAAGGUUCACUAGUCCGAAGGUUCACUAGUCCGAAGGUUCACUACUCCGAAGGUUCACUAGUCCAAAACAUACAUUGGUUUUGAAUUGCAAUUACGUGUUAAACUUGGCUGCUUCCCAGUUAAGCAUUUUUCGUACUUGCAUAUACACGCACGGAAAAAUUUAAAUCCACUUGAAAGUCUUUUGUCCACUUAAGAAAUAAUUAAAUGAAUAAAAGGAUAGCAUUUAGUUUUGUGUUUGAUUUUAAAUGUAUUUUUUAAGUAAUUAUAGUACUUAUACUGGUAUAAAAUUUAGAAAGAUUUAUAAACUUUUCCGAGUGCAUCAAUAUGUAUGUGAAAAAUGCAGCCUUAAACGUCCAAUGACUAAACAUCCAAUGACUAAACGUCCAAUGACAUUUAUCACGUAGUACUACAUAUAUACACUCGGAAAAGUUUAUAAAUCUUUCUAAAUUUUAUACCAGUAUAAGUACUAUAAUUACUUAAAAAAUACAUUUAAAAUCAAACACAAAACUAAAUGCUAUCCUUUUAUUCAUUUAAUUAUUUCUUAAAUGGACAAAAGACUUUCAAGUGGAUUUAAAUUUUUCCGUGCGUGUAUGCAGGUACGAAAAAUGCUUUACCUGCGAAGCAGCCAAGUCUAACACGUAAUUGCAAUUCAAAAUCAGCGUAUGUUUUGGAGUAGUGAACCUUCGGAGUAGUGAACCUUCAGACUAGUGAACCUUCGGACUAGUGAACCUUCAGACUAGUGAACCUUCGGACUAGUGGGAAGUCACCGUUUUAAAGAGCUGGGCUUAAAAGAACUACCCAUCUUAUGAGUUUAACCGAUCUUUAUUGUCCAGCGAUAAACCUGAUAUUUUUCAUUCAAUUGCUUCCGAUUACCCUCUUUUAAAACGGAAACCACAGUUGAAAUCUUCGUCAUAUUUACCUGAGUACAUUAUACCAACACAGAAAACAUCAGGUAACAUUUUCUUCAUGAAUUAUUAAUUAGUACAAACUAGCUAUUACAUAAUGUUUGUAGCCAUGCUGAAAUUUUCCAUUUACAGUAGUCUCAGAUGCCAAAGGUAUGUGAAUGAAUGAAUUAAAGUAUUGAAUAGCAGUGCAUAAAAAAAUUAAAGGAGAUAAUAUGGGACUUUUUUGCUGUUAUUAAUUAAUUGGUUGAUUCUCUUUUAAAGACAACAAAAGUAAUUCACUUUAAAUUGUUUUGCAAUUAAAUUUCACAACAUGCUUUUAUGGUGACUGCAUCAAAGAAAAUUGAAAAUGAUCAAAUAAAAUACUAGUUAGUUCUUAGUUACUACAGUACAGGGUUAAUGCCACACAAUUUAAUCAUCAAGGGAAUAGUUGACUGUUGCUAAAAAUGGGUUACUGUAGCAGUGUAGUGCAGUGGUUUUAAGUUCACAUAAUUGUUAAAAACAAUGUUCCUGUCUCUUUCUCUUAAUAGUUAUUGCAACAUAUUAAUCCAGUGGUAAUAUCCACAGCACUUUCCGGAGCCAAAUGUUAUGCUAUAAAACGGAAUAAUGGAUUCAAAUACCUUUUCGAAAAUGGAGUGACAACCCCAAGUAAAAGUACAAUAGAAAACAUAAAGAAAAACAAGCUGGGUGAAGUAAAUGUCAAGAAGAACUUCCUAAGAGAAAAUAUUCAAGAGACUACUAUCAAGAAUAAAAAUUCCAAUAAAUCAUGUGCAGUGAUAUUUCGACGUUCAUUGGUGCAAAAACAACUCCGGGAAAGUCUUGACAAAUGUAAGUUUUAAGAUAUACUGUUAAACGUCCAAUUUAGUCGAAAAAUGUGGCGCAGUAACCUCCAAAAUGGUUUACACAUCAUUGGCAAAAAUCUGUGAAUCAAAAGAUGCUUUUUUAAAAAAGUAACAUCACUUUUCACUAUCGCUGUGGUUUGCUACAGGUUUUUGUUAACAUGGGACAUAAAAUAACGUUUUUUGCAAUUUCCAAAUUUACCAAGCAUGUAUGUGUAAUGGUUACACUGUAAUCAUCAGGUACAUAAGUUCUUUAUCAUAAGUUCUUCUUCUUCAUCAUCUACAUGUUUUGCAUAACAUAUUAUGUUGAUCGAAGCAUUAAUUAAUCUUUCAUUUUUUGAACUUGAAGGAUUUAUUGCAUAGCAUGUCAAAUAUGUGUUUAUUUAAUUAAUAAGUAAAUGUAUUUUUUUCUUGCAGUACUACAUUACCAAACUCCAGUUGAUGAGUUGGGUAAGAUAUUUAUUUCUAAUUUUAAAAAAAAAUAAUGGUUAUCACUCAUAAUGUGUCCUUUCACUGUAGAUGAAACUUUGACAGAGGAAUUUAAAAAGAGCUAUCCAUUGUUUGUAAGAUUUUAAACAUAAUUAUUUCUAUUCGUCAAAAUUGUCUUGUAUUAGACAGAGUAACAUAAUGUAGUGUGCAUUAUGAUACAGUGCAACUUGAUGGGUUACAGGUAAACUUAUAUGGGAAGUGUUCCUCUUUUCACUUCCUAACUCAUUCGGAAUUUUCCUCAUUAGCUUUGCAAAUUUGAAAAACUAUUUGUAAAUCUCUUGAGGGAAUUUGCAAUGUUCCUAUCGGCUGUUGCAAUAUUCCAAUGCAAAAAAAACCUUCAUUUUAAAUUUUCCUAACUUCCUGCUUUAAUUUCCUGACUUCCUGUUCCGAGCAUUGUCAUUGGUAGCCUCCUGCGCAGAUGUUGUUAGAGGCCUCGGCCACUAUAAAAUAAACAACGUCUGCGCAGGAGGCUAUGUCAUUGCUGGAUUAUUUUUGUUGGCGGAUUAUUUUUGUUGGCCAAUUGCAACGCACAGAACAGAACAGGAAGUUAGGAACUUGUAACAGGAAGUUAAGAACUUCUAACAGGAACUGAGGAAAAUUUAAUCUGCUUUUAGCAACAUUGCAAAUUUCCUCAGGUGAUUUGCAAGGGAAUUUCUUAAUUGCAAAGGUAAUGAGAAAAAUUGCAAUCAAUUUAGAAACUCAAAAGAGGAAUGCUUCAUGUAGUUUGCCUGUAAUAGAUUUUGAAUAUGUUAUGUUCCAAGGUUCUGUAGACAACCAAUGGCUUGUAAAUGACAAUAAAAUAGUCGCAUAUGGCAAAAUGGAAAAUGGAGAAUUUGUAGUGAUUAAUCCACUGGAAAAGAAUAUAAAUCCUGGCACCAAGAUAAACAUUGAAGAAUCAGAUAUGUCUCAUUGUAAUUUCCCUGUGGGAACACGGGUGAAAGUUGCAAUAAAUGAACAGGUAUAGCAAUAUCAAAUGAACAACUAAAGGUAGAUCAGCUUCAAAAAUAUUUUGCUGUACAUACUCAAACUAAAUGUAGAAAGCUAGCAAAUAUUUUGCAAAGUGUCAGCCACUACCCAUCUAUGAUGGAUUCUGCAAAAUAGUACCUUCAGUUAUUUCUUUUUAAUUUGUCAUUACAAAAUAAAUAUUGAAGUAAUGUUUUGAUACACUGAAAAAAUUUAACCCAUUGUGGAUAUCCCAGUACGAGAUUAUUUCCAUCUAACACCAGAUGAGACAAGUGUACGAGUACUUGCAAGAGCACGAUCUAAUCACCUCAGAACAAUUUGGUUUUCGCCCUAAGUUAUCCACAGGCAUUGCUUUGACACAACUCACUGAGGAAAUAUUGCACAAUCUCGACAAUAAAUUGGUUACCAGUGCAGUUUUUAUCGACUUGCGAAAGGCGUUUGACACGGUAGAUCACGAGCUGCUAAUUUUGAAAUUAAGAAAUCUUGGUUUUUCAAAGUCUGUCAUUAACUGGUUCACGUCCUAUUUGUCAUCAUGUACAGUAGUCACAUCUAUCAACAAUUCAACAUCGAGUGCAAGGCCAGUCACCGUUGGUGUGCCGCAAGGAAGCAUAUUGGGCCCGUUACUUUUCUUGAUAUUCAUUAACGACUUGCUUCAAUGUCUUAAUAACUGUAAGUCGAUUCUUUAUGCUGAUGAUACAUUAUUGUACUACUCUGCAAAGUCAACAACAGAGCUUGAAGCUAAAAUAAACGCUGAUUUACAAUCACUUUCACACUGGCUAAGUAACAAUCUCCUAACUUUAAACUACGAGAAAACCAAGUUCAUGAUCUUUACCAACAGAAAGCAGUCGUUUAUCAAUGUAAACAUCAUGAUUCAGAACGAAAAAGUAUCACAGGAGAAAUCAAUGAAAUAUCUUGGAGUUACUUUUAGUGAAGAUUUAUCUUGGCACGAGCAUAUUGACAAAACAAUCUCCAAAAUUAAUCAAAGACUUGGUGUUCUACGACGCAUCAAAGAUUUCUUGGACUUGGAUACACGUUAUAUUCUUUAUACGUCUCUAAUACUGCCACUGUUUGAUUAUGCCGAUACCAUUUGGGGUGAUAACAACAAUUCGGUGCUGAUGGAUUCCCUUCAAACUUUAGAGAACAAAGCUGCAAAGCUGAUCUUAGAUGAACAUUCACGCUAUUCUGCAACGGAAGCACUACGACGACUAAAAUGGACAACACUUAAAGCUAGAAGACAUAACCAUAGAUGUAUAUUUAUUUAUAAAUGUUUAAAUGAUUUAAUUGACUUUAAAUUUGAAUUAACAAAGAACGAAGACAUUCACAGCCAUUACACGAGAAGAAAAAACGACCUCCACCUCCCAAAGACGAACACAAACAAGGGAAAACAAAGACCAAGCUACCAAGCAUCAAAAGACUUUAACAACCUAGAACCAGACAUUAGAAACGCUAACUCGUUAUACAAGUUUAAAACUCUAUUAAAAAACGCUGUGUAGGCGAGAAUUACAUAGUAAACAUAGUCUUAGUUCCAUUACGUUUUGUAUAUAUAUAUAUAUAUAUAGUAUAAGUAUGUUAACGCAUGUUAUUGUAGAUUUGCAUGUUAUUUUGUAAUGUAUAUGUAUAUUGAAGUUGAAAUUUAUAAUGCAGGACCCCACUGAAAAACACUUCGGUGACGUGGGUAUCCUGGAUAAAUAUAAAUAUAAUAAUAAUAAUAAUAAGAUGAUUUUACUCAUCAACAGAAAGGCACUAGCCUGCGUAAAGAAUGUAUUAUGCCAUAAUCUAUGAAACAUUGUGGUGGCAUUCAUGGUUAUCAACACACAGCAGUGCUACCCAGAUCUGAUCAUAGUUAAUUAAGACUUUGAACAUUCUGAUUGGAAAGGUCAAUAAAGUUCCAAACUUCCAGCCGUCUGAACAAAGUAAAAAAUAAAUCGAACUCAGUAAUUGUCAUUAUUCAAAGUCAAACCGGAUGUUCUCUUGCAAGCAACAUUGUCCCACAAUAUUUCAAUUUUGAAAGGCAGUUUGCUCUGACAUCUUUGCAUUGUAUUGAAAAUUUAGUGGUUUGACACACAGAGAAGUACAUUUACAAUGAAUGUCAUAUGUAGAUCACGAGCAGUCCCUCAAGAGAAAGUAGGGACCGCAGACAACACAUCAAGAAACAAAAUAUGCCCACUUUUUGCUCUUGUCAUGUUGACUCUGCCUUUGCAUAAACAUUACUUAUAUCCAAUUAAACCUAUCCAAUAGGAACUGUUAAUGUCAUGUUUAUUUAUAAUUCAACAUUCAGCUUGGAAAUUAUUUAUAGCAUAAUCACUACAUAAUACCAGAUUUUAUUGACAUGCAUUUCGACCAAUGGGGAUUUUGUGUUGUGUGCGGGUAACACAAAUUUUGUUUCUUGAUGUGCUGUUGGCAGUCCCUCCUUUCCUUUCUCAUGCAGAAAGGAGGGCUGCUCUCAGUCUAAGUCAAAUGUCACAAUAAUAUUAAUUUCGAUUUUGAAAAUAAAAGUUCAAAGUUUGUUGAUAUUCAAAUUAGCCAACCAGAAACAUUACGAGUGGCUUGACCAAUCAGAAUCAAGGAAGCACUGCUGGGGUUAGAAAAAUGCAAUGCAAGAGAACAUCUGGUUUGACUGUAAUAAGAACAACACUAUGAUAAACUUUACAGAACACCAAGGAAGAAGAAGAAUCUGAAGAAGAAGAAUCUGAAGAAGAAUCUGAAGAAGAAUCUGAAGAAGAAUCUGAAGAAUCCGAGGAAGAGAAUGAUAAUAAUAAACGUGGCCAGACACAGCAACAGAAUGAUCAGGAUGAGGAUGCCACCAAAGAACCUGGUGAUGACACCAAAGAACCUGGUGAUGCCACCAAAGAACCUGGUGAUGCCACCAAAGAACCUGGUGAUGACACCAAAGAACCUGGUGAUGAUACAGUAAAGCAAAACAAACAGAAUGAGCAGGAUACAACCAAAGAAGUUAAAGAACCCGGAGAUGAUCCAGUUAAGCAAAAGGAACAAAAUGAGCAGGAUACAACAAAAGAAUUUAAAGAUGAUCCAGUAAAGAGAAAUGCAGGAAAACGGAGAAGACGGGCAGAUGAGGCGUUGGUCGAUCUUCUAACAGUGCCUGUUUGUGGAAAAAGGCAGAGAAAGGCGACUAAUCAAUAA
This is a messenger RNA of Paramuricea clavata, 9618 nucleotides long. Lineage: Eukaryota; Metazoa; Cnidaria; Anthozoa; Malacalcyonacea; Plexauridae. The record is from the annotation of a GenBank genome assembly.